Molecule: messenger RNA, 992 nt
Organism: Nanorana parkeri
Lineage: Eukaryota; Metazoa; Chordata; Amphibia; Anura; Dicroglossidae
Gene: CRYM
Product: crystallin mu
Exons: 8
Coding region: 96-992 (298 amino acids)
Biological process (GO): thyroid hormone metabolic process
Cellular component (GO): cytoplasm
Molecular function (GO): thyroid hormone binding
Source: RefSeq, a predicted model, not a curated record
CAGUAGUUGAUGAUUGCAGGAGGGGUUGAUCACUCAGUCUCUUAGAGCUCUGGGACUGAAUUAGGACAAGUUGAAGACGUUGUUCACUUGUAAACAUGGGUGAACAGCCUGUUUUUCUGGGGCCUGAUGUAGUGGAAAAGUACUUGGACUACCCAACUCUGAUCCCUCUGCUGGAGAAGGCACUGGUGAACUUUUCUAGCGGCAGUGAAGGAGGUGUUAUACAGCCAAUCCGGACCAUUGUGCCAGUUGCAAAGCACAGUGGGUUUUUAGGAGUCAUGCCUGCUUACAGCACAGUGGAUGAUGCCCUAACAACCAAGGUCGUAACAUUUUAUGAGAAUAAAACCGAAUCUGAAGUUCCAUCUCACCAGGCAACUGUUCUGUUAUUUGAACCAUCAAAUGGGAGUCUGAAGGCAGUAAUCAAUGGAAAAGUGAUCACAGAUAAAAGAACAGCAGCAGUUUCUGCAAUUGCUACGAAGCUGCUGAUGCCUUCGCCUGCUGAAGUGCUCUGCAUUCUGGGCUCUGGAGCUCAAGCACAUAGUCAUUACCAAGCCUUUACACAGCAGUUUUCUUUCAAAGAGGUCAAGAUUUGGAGCCGCACAAGAGAAAAAGCUGAAAAAUUUGCAAAUGCUGUGGAAGGAAACAUAUGCGUGUGUUCAACCCCGCAAGAAGCAGUGACGGGCGCUGAUGUGAUUGUCACAGCUACGAUGUCUACUGAGCCUUUGUUGUAUGGUGACUGGGUCAAGCCAGGCGCGCAUAUCAAUGCACUCGGGGCUUGUAGGCCUGACUGGAGGGAACUGGAUGACACUCUCAUGAGGAACUCAGUGCUUUAUGUGGACACCAAGGAAGCUGCUCAGAAUGAGUCUGGAGAUAUAGUCCUAUCUGGGGCAUCUGUUUAUGCUGAAAUUGGUGAAGUACUGAAAGGGACCAAACCUGCUCUGGCAGAGAAAACAACAGUUUUUAAGUCAGUAGAUCUAUUAUCUCUCCCAGAGUGA